Messenger RNA from Aspergillus tanneri, 465 nucleotides. RefSeq lists its product as uncharacterized. NCBI's taxonomy places the organism in Eukaryota, Fungi, Ascomycota, Eurotiomycetes, Eurotiales, Aspergillaceae. The record is from RefSeq and is a predicted model, not a curated record. The transcript is spliced from 2 exons. The coding region runs from base 1 to 465 and encodes 154 amino acids.
AUGCUACAAUCACGGCCCAAACCCCCUUCAUCUCCAGCUAUCAUUCGGAUCACCAGAAUCGGGGCUCUUCGCCGAAACUGUGGCUUGGUUCAAGCGCAGGAUACAGGAUUUAUCAAGCUUAACCGACGUCCUGGAACAACUGGUCUGCCCUACGAGCAGGUGACUUUCCCCGUGUUGGACGUCAAAACCCCCGAAUAUGUGGCUAUCAAUCCCAACGGUCGAUUACCUGCCCUGUACGAUCCCAACAUCGACCUGACUCUAUGGGAAUCGGGCACCAUUGUCGAGUAUCUCAUGCAGCGCUACUAUAAGGAACACCCACUGAGCUUCCCUCAGGGAUCGAACAAGGCGUCCAUCACACAACGAUGGCUGUUCUUCCAAACCAGCGGACAAACCCCGUACUUUGGACAGGCGUUGUGGUUCAAGAAAUUCCACCCGGAACGCAUCCCCAGUGCCCUAGCCCGCUAG